Messenger RNA from Sycon ciliatum, 2529 nucleotides. Its product is annotated as cyclin-dependent kinase 2-like. Gene Ontology annotation, molecular function: ATP binding; cyclin binding; cyclin-dependent protein serine/threonine kinase activity. Bases 239 to 1150 code for a protein of 303 amino acids. Lineage: Eukaryota; Metazoa; Porifera; Calcarea; Leucosolenida; Sycettidae. Gene Ontology annotation, cellular component: nucleus; cytoplasm; cyclin-dependent protein kinase holoenzyme complex. The record is from RefSeq and is a predicted model, not a curated record. The transcript has 8 exons. Gene Ontology annotation, biological process: protein phosphorylation; regulation of gene expression; signal transduction.
CUCCAUGCGUUCAGCCCCAACACUCUGGCCAUUUUUGGUGGAUUCUUCCAAGGAAAAACCAAUAUCACAGGCGUCUUCUUCCUGGCAAGCCAGUGCUUGUGGUCUGUCCCUGCUUCUAGGAUUAUUCCAGCUGGCUGACCCCCUGAAAAACCCACGCCAUGGUUUGAAGGACUGUAUUUCUAUUUCACAUUGGCCUCCUUGAGAGGUCAAUAAUACAGAGAUAUAUUUGCAAUUCACAAUGGAGCAAUAUAAGAUAUUGGAGAAGAUUGGCGAGGGUACUUACGGUGUGGUAUACAAAGCAAAGGACUCAUCUGCCUCCAACCAGGAAGAAGUUGCACUCAAAAAAAUUCGUCUGGAUAAUGAAUCAGAAGGUGUUCCUAGCACAGCAAUUCGGGAAAUUGCUCUCUUGAAAGAUUUAGACCAUCAGAAUAUUGUUCGGCUUAUGGACGUUUUGCACGUGGAGCACAAACUCUACUUAGUGUUUGAGUACUUACAUGUUGACAUGAAGAAGUACCUGGAUCUGAUUGCUCCAAGCAAGAUUGCCGCGUACGUAGUCAAGAGCUUCCUGUUUCAGCUGCUUUCUGGCCUGGCCUACUGUCACGCUCACCGUGUCUUGCACCGCGACCUCAAACCGCAGAACCUGUUGAUCAAUAAUGACGGCUUCAUCAAGCUGGCUGACUUUGGUUUGGCUCGUGCAUUUGGCGUCCCCGUCAGAACCUACACACAUGAGGUCGUCACACUCUGGUACCGAGCGCCGGAAAUUCUACUGGGCUGUCGCUACUAUUCCACACCAGUUGACUUGUGGAGUAUUGGCUGCAUCUUUGCUGAAUUGGUCCUGGGUAGAGCUCUGUUUCCAGGUGACUCAGAAAUAGAUCAGCUCUUCCGCGUCUUCCGCACACUGGGUACACCGACUGAUGAGGUCUGGCCAGGCGUGAGCGAGAUGCCCGAUUACAAGCCGUCAUUUCCUAAGUGGCAGCCUCGGGACUGGAAGCAAGCAAUUCCUGAAAUGACCGACUCCAGCUUGGACCUGUUUCAGCGUUUCCUGUGCUACGAACCAUGCCGGCGAAUAUCUGCCAAGCAAGCCCUUGCUCACAGCUACUUCCGGCAAGUGCAUCUACCUCCGUUCAGAGAAGGUUUGAACAUUAUCUAACGCCCCCAAGGAUACCAUUGACGGCGGUUUGUGCAGAGAGCUGCAGUGGUACGUUGUUGUUUGCUUCAGUGCACUAUUGCCCGUGUGUGACUUCCCUCGGGAGCCGACAGGCAUCAUUGUUUUUCUUCCACCGACCGACCGCUCACUGAUGGUGACAGCUGUUUGUGAAACAUGCCUGAGCUCAAGCAGCCAAGGUUCUCUCCGACAGCUACCGGCUCGGUUUCCUUCCUGACUUCUCUUUCUGCUUGAGCUCUUCACUGUGUGUGUUUAGUCUGGUGGAACUGAGAGGCUCGCUUUGGUCAUGCGCCCAAGCGACCAAGGCUUCGCAAUGGCGUCCUUUAUUUCUUCAAUGCCCGCAUUGUUGCUGGGCUGCUGUUGGUUUGGUGUUGUUUGACGAGCCGUCAUGCUCGAGUACACAGCUGCCCAGCAAUGAUGGACAUUAGCUUGGCGUUCUAUGUGUCCCGUUGACCUGUAUCACCUGCGUCAUGAUCCCAGUUGCUAUGAGUCGCUCCAGAGGCCUCUCUGUUCGUCUAUUUCCCAAUUCUAUCUAUGGUUGAGAACCUUACGCGUAUCUCUGGCAGUUCUAUCCUGCCCAUAUCCGUUGCCGCUGACUUCAUUCGUUCUUGAGCAAUUCUAUAUACGGAGGAAAUGGGCGCCGCGUGCUUGAGUAGUCGACCACACGCCAUGCAUCUUGCCUCCGGUGUCGUUCGGUACCGUUGAUGUUCAGAAUUCACCUUGCCGCCCUGGCGUACUUGCUAGAAAGAAGCAGUGGCCAGCGUGCAUACUCGUGUGCUGUCCGCUAUCACUUAUACCCUUCCAGCGUAGUCAUAUCCCUCACCCAACCCCAACCCCCCCCCCCCCCCCCCUUCAAGCCCACAGGCACGUGAGCAAUACGCCUAGUAGCCAAGACCCGUGCACAAGCACAUUGCAACACACUGACCUGUCCAGACGACGUUUACACUAGCACGCCGGCAGCAUGCUGUGCACAAGACAGAAGCAUACACGGGCGUAGCGUAUCACCAGUUUUCUUCUCUUCAUUUCUAGGAAUAUUUCUAUUUCGUUCAAUUUUAACAAGUAUCUCAAACUGCGUCUAUCGGUAUCCUCUAGAAAAGCUCCGCUUGUCAGUAUGUGCACUUUAGCAGUCAAGAGUUUUAUCCGGGCUAUUGGGACUAGGAAGCCUAUCCCUUUUGCUUUUCAAUCGUUCAGUUUGCAUCCAAGCAAUCUGGUUUUUAUUAUGAUGUUUCUCCUUUUACCCAACACCACCACCCCCCCCCCCCCCGUGCCCAAUUUUUAACAACUUAAUCCAGGCUGGUCCAUGUUACUCCUUUUCACGUUAAUCAUUUCAUUUGAAUCCGAACGAGGUUAUUGUGUACACGUGU